Phycomyces blakesleeanus NRRL 1555(-) is the source of this 803-nucleotide messenger RNA. RefSeq lists its product as hypothetical. Gene Ontology annotation, biological process: regulation of actin filament polymerization. The coding region runs from base 281 to 742 and encodes 153 amino acids. Gene Ontology annotation, cellular component: site of polarized growth; plasma membrane; cortical actin cytoskeleton. Gene Ontology annotation, molecular function: actin filament binding. NCBI's taxonomy places the organism in Eukaryota, Fungi, Mucoromycota, Mucoromycetes, Mucorales, Phycomycetaceae. The record is from RefSeq and is a predicted model, not a curated record. The transcript has 7 exons.
AGAAGAGGCACAGUACAAGCUGCAGCAAGAGGAGUAUGAACGCCAACAAGAAGAAUACAACCGCCAACAAGAAGAUGAGUACAGACGUCAGCAGGACGAAGAGGAGCGUAGACAUGCGGAAGAGGCAAGAGCCCAGGAGGAAAUUGAGCGUAGGCAACAGGAAGAGGCUGCCAAGGCUUCUAAUUCUCAACCCACUACAGCUCCUGUUGAAGAUGGAAAGAACAGUACUGGAAUUCACGCUGUAGUUUUGUUCGCUUACGAAGCAGGCGAGGCCAAUGAGAUGUCUUUGGACGAGGGUGAAGUUGUAACCAAUAUUGACCAAGUUGAUGACGGUUGGUGGUUUGGCGUAAGCGAGGAUGGAUCAAAACAGGGCCUUUUCCCAGCCAACUAUGUUCAAGUACUGGAACAAGAAGAGCAGCCAUCUCAGGAGCGUCAUCAGCCAAAUGCAUACGAAGAAAAGGAGGAAGAGUCCCCAGCAGUAGUCCAUGCUGCUCAACAGAUAGAGCCACAAGCACAUAUAACACACACCCCAGCGCCGGUUCAUCAGGACGAAGAGAACAAGGGCCAUACUGCUGUGGCACUGUAUGAUUAUGCAGCUGGAGAAGAUAACGAGAUAUCAUUCCAUGAGCAUGAGAUUAUCAGUAAUAUCGAAUUUGUGAGUGAAGAAUGGUGGCAAGGAUUGAGUCCUGAUGGCAAAACAGUUGGACUUUUCCCAGCCAAUUAUGUUGAGCUCCAAGGAUAGAAGAAAAAAAUACUUCAAAAAAGACUAUAAUAAAAGAACACAAACACACAAGCGAACAAGC